This is a messenger RNA of Myxocyprinus asiaticus (Chinese sucker), 2468 nucleotides long. It is a transcript of the gene atp1b4, whose product is annotated as ATPase Na+/K+ transporting subunit beta 4. The record is from RefSeq and is a predicted model, not a curated record. Lineage: Eukaryota; Metazoa; Chordata; Actinopteri; Cypriniformes; Catostomidae. The transcript is spliced from 8 exons. The coding region runs from base 279 to 1322 and encodes 347 amino acids. Gene Ontology annotation, cellular component: nuclear inner membrane; sodium:potassium-exchanging ATPase complex. Gene Ontology annotation, biological process: potassium ion transport; regulation of DNA-templated transcription; sodium ion transport.
CCCUCCAGCUCAACUCCAUUCACUAUGAUGCUCGACUCGUAACAAGAAGCUCCCUCGCGCCCGACAUCCGUUAUAAGGGGAAAACUCAAUGAAAUUCAAGGCAUCUUCUUGACCAAAUAAAAAAAAAAAAAAAAAAAAAAAAAGCAUAUAUAUACAUAUAUUACGUUCUCGGACUGCUACAGACUUUAUUUGAGGAACGGAAAUCACAGAGUAAAUCGCUUGGAUCGCAUGUAUAUGUCAUUGGUUUAACAAGUACCUUUAUUUUUCAGUGAGAGAUCAUGGAGCGCGACUCUACCGCGGGAGGGGCAGAGGAUCUACUCCUGGAAGACAAAGUUUCAAAACUGCGCGCAGGAUCAAUUCAUAAACAUGAACUAGCCGAGGCCAUGGAAGUGGAACAGGAAGGACUGGUAGAACAUCAGCCUCUGGAGCAGGAUGACCUCAACUUUGAGAAAUGGAAGCCCAAGCCAAAGCCCAAGAGGACACUGCAUGAGAAAAUCGAUGACGUAAAGACAUACCUGUGGAACUCAGAGACUAAGGAGUUUAUGGGUCGCUCAGGGAAGAGUUGGAGCCUUAUUCUGCUCUUUUACUCUGCAUUAUACAUUUUCCUGGCAGCCAUGUUUGCUGGCUGUAUGUGCUGCCUGAUGUGGUCAAUUAGCCCCUAUGCUCCUACCUACAAUGACAGGGUGAUGCCACCAGGUAUGACAAUGUCCCCUCAUGUAGAUGUAGCUCAUGGGUUUGACAUUGCUUUUAACGCCUCUGACCGCAGCUCAUGGAAGAAGUAUGCAAAAUCACUGGAAGCCCAUCUGAAAUCCUAUGACGAUACAGUUCAGGAAAGGCGCAACAUUGUAUGCGAAAGAAAUACUUAUUUCAUGCAGGAUGACUUGGAGGAGAGUGCAGAGCGAAAGGCAUGUCAGUUUAAGAGGUCCUGGCUGGGGGAGUGCUCCGGCCUGCAGGACCGAGAUUUUGGCUACUCAAAGGGAAAACCCUGCAUCAUCCUUAAAAUGAAUCGGAUUCUUGGGUACCUGCCUGGUCAAGGCACUUCAGUAAAUGUUACAUGUGGAGUAAAGAAAGGGUCCACUGAAGGCCUCGGAGAAGUCGAGUUCUUUCCAAAAAAUAUUUUUAACUUGCGUUAUUACCCUUACUAUGGGAAACUGAGACACGUAAACUACUCUUCACCACUAGUGGCUGUGCGCUUCGCUAGAGUCCAGUAUGACACCCAACUACAUGUUCAAUGCAAACUAAAUGGCAAGGGCAUCAUCAACGACUCCCCAACUGACCGUUUCCUGGGUAGUGUGUCUUUCACUUUAGAAGUGGGUGCAUAGGAUUGUAGUAGACAUAGAGAAAUUGAUAUUACAAAUUCUCAGAGUAUUUUAUCAUAAAUGAAAUAGUCCAGUGUGCUGUCUUUUCCCAUUUUCCGUCUGAUUAUUCUUCCGGCAGCCAUUGCGCUAUUCAUGUCUGCGAGCUGCAUUAAUACAAUAUACUUCCUUUUCAAACAAAGAAUUUCCCAGUAAGUAAACAUUGAGAUGAAUAAAUGCAGUGUAUUCAUAGGGCACAUUCAGUAAAAUAACAGUGAGUACCCAGAAUCUGGAGACUGAAAGGGCUAAAAUUUUAUUAUUGUAUUAAAUGAAAGUAUGAAAAGACAUCAAGAUAUGUAGAUCACAAUUAUAGCUAUUGAGAUUUAAUCACUCAAACAAACAGCCUACAGUAAAUAGGCAAAACAAUUCUCCAGAUCUGUGUAGACUUUAGAAUUAACAUGAAUUAAACCUUUUCAAUCAGUUCUUUUGGCAAGUCAGAUGUGUAAAUAACACAUAUUAAACAAAAUUUCUUUAUUAUUUUUAUUCUCUGUUAAGUUACUGUCCUCAUUAAAUUCCCCCUCUUUUGUACAAAUCAUCUGGACAAGAGAAAACGACAGGAGAGGUUAUUUCUGUUUUCUGCCAUGAGGCAGCUAGCAACUUAACAUUAUCAUUUUGCUUGCUCAUUUAAAUGGAAUAACAAUCAGAUGAGGUUUAGAAUUAAUGAUUAAUUGUACAUUUUGGACUAAAUGUGUUUUUUCUUCUUUUGGAUGUACAACUAAAUUCUGAUUCCAGAGGUGAGCGGGAUGAAAAAUCUCUUUUCAUCAUUUUCACAGAGCUUCAUAAUGAAAUACAAGUUGAUCUUUAAGCAACCAUGCAACCAAUACUGUACUUUAUAAAAACGAAAUUGAAUAUUUCACAGAAUUCAUCUUCUCUAUAGAGUGAAAAUAUCUGUUCAGUUACCUGUAAGGAGGAUUUCAACAGUAUUAUUUAUUAAUUGUAUUUGAAUAUGUUGACAUGGUACAAACAUUUAGAGUGUAAUGGUGAGAUGGAAAUUGGUAACUUUGUUACUCAGUAAAUACAAUGAAAUAUCCAAUGGCUGACAAAGAUUUGCUAGCUCAUGUUUUUAAAAACACGCAUGUUCUAGCAUAAACAAUAAAGAUGGAUGAGAAUUAA